Molecule: messenger RNA, 2832 nt
Organism: Paramecium sonneborni
Lineage: Eukaryota; Ciliophora; Oligohymenophorea; Peniculida; Parameciidae
Source: the annotation of a GenBank genome assembly
AUGGAUCUUGAAGAAUAGUAAGGUCUUAUUCCAAAUAUAACACCUGCCAAACCUAUCAAAUAAAUACGUAAAGUCAGAUACACUAAAUCAGCUUACUUCAAUUAUUUGAUUGCAAUUUUAGCAUUAAUUAUUCUUGGACUUAUGUCAUAUAUUGUAAUAGAUAUAACUGGUUAUGAAAUCAUGCAUCUUUCAUUUAAAUCAACCACAAAAUAACUUAAUUAUACUAAUGAUCUAUCUAAACAAAAUUAAGAGUAAUCACAAUCUGAUACUAUGGAUUAUUCAUCUCAUUUAGAUAAUUUAUUAUGGGAUGAUUCUAAUACUAAUUAAGAUAAUCAAGAAGAUUAAACUGAAGAAUUUAUUGAUCAUGAUGUUUCAACAUAAGAUUAAAUCAAUUAAAAAGAAGAAACUUAAUUUGAAAAUCCAAAUAGUGAAGUUUAAACAUAUUAAAGUGCUACAAUUGAUUUUGGAGAAUCAUAAGAAGUUCAAGAUUAAGUUGAAAUACUUAAUGAGGAUUAAUAACUUGAAUAAUAUUCACUUCUCUAAUCAGGAUCAAGUAUAAUUAUACCUAAAAUUGAUGAUUCAAAAUAUAAUUAUAUUGAAUUACCCAAUAAAAUGAAAAUUCUAUUGAUCUAAAAUGAUGAUGAAAAUGCAGAAAUUUAUUUAAAUGAUUUUUAAGGAUAUUGGUAAACUAAAUACUUUGUUAAAUGUGAUUAAUGUUAAAUUACUGUCAAAGAAUAACAAACCUAAUAUUUUAUUUAAACUAAAUCUAAUGAUAUUUUAAAUUCAUUCACAGAAUUAAGCAAAGCUUUUUCAUCAGAAACUCCAUAAUUAAAAUAAAUAAAUUACUAGAAAACUCCUUGGGAAGAAUUACUCUCUUAAAUUUCUAAUUCUAAUCAUCCACUUUCCUCUAAAUAUUCAAAACCAUCUACAUUUCAAUUGUCUCCAAAUCAAAUUGUGUUGAUUUUCAAAGGCAAAUUUAAUUCAGAUGAAUUGAUGGACAGCAUUAUACAAAGUGAUAUUGUUCUACUAAGAGAUAAAGAUAUAGAAGAGAAGGAAAACAUUAACAUUAUUGAGAAUCCUGGAAGUGUCAUUAAAUGGAAUAAUUAAAAGGAUUUAAAUUCUAUAAAAAUAAUCUAUGAAUUUGAUAAUAGCUAAGAGUUAAAUUUUAUUGAUUAUUUUAUACAGACAUCACUAUAAAAUUAUAUCAUUACUAAUAAAUUAGGUCUAGAUGCUAAAUCUAGUGUAAUUUUAGAUUAAGAUAAUAGACAAUUAUACCAAAUUUCAAUAGAUCUGCCUUUUUAAGAUCAAAUGGAUUAUGAUUAAAGAGAAUUAGCCUAUAGACUAAGUAAAAUUAUUACAAACUUUGCAAACUCUUUAGAAGAACAACUACUCACUUAAGAUAAUCAAUUAUCUGAUUAUUGUAAAUAAAUGAUUGAUUAAUUGUAAUAAAUUAAUAAUUUGAAAUUUGAUUACGAUAACAGGGAAUAAAAUUAUUUAGAAAUUGCAAAAAAUUUAAAAUUAGAUUUUACUGAAGAAGUGCUUCAUUAUAAGUUUUAAGUAUAAAUAGUACCUGAAUCAUUAAAGAAAACAUUAGAUAAUUUAUAAUCUACAAAAAAUUUAAUUAUUAUUGUAAGUGAUUCUUAAUAUCAUACUGAAUAUAGUUUUCUGUAAAUUUAAAAGGGUUCUGCAACAUAAGACUUGCUCUUUUUAACUUAAGAUGAAUUAGAUAUCAAUUAGAAUGGAAUUUCUUAUUCUUUAAAAGAAAUGACUGAUUAAACUAAGUAAUUUAUUGAAAAAACUGAAGAUGAUAUCAAGUUUGAUUUUCCUUAAAUUAAUUCUUAUAUACCUUAAAAUUUAGAUUUAGUUGAAUAAAUUUAACCAUUCAAAAUUAACGAUUAGGUUGAAGUUGUUGUAGAUGUUUCUAAAAAAUUACCAAAAAUUAAUGCUGAUAUCACUAUAUUCACAUAUGGGUAAUUGAUUUAUGCAGAAUAUUUAUAUGAAAGAAUAAUUAUGGAAUAUUAAGAUGCAAUCAAUGUAGGAUAUGGAAUUGAUGUAAAUUAAAAUCAAUAUUUUAAAAUCUAAUUUAAUGGUUGGUCAGAUCAUUAUACAAACAUAUUCAAAGGUAUAAUGGAAAUAAUUAAAGAGAAACCAAAUGAAGAGUUAAAAAGUUAAUUACAAUAUAAAUUUAAUAUGCUUCCAGAACAUUUAAAACUAAUAAAUCUAAAAAUUGAAUCAAUCCUUAUAGCUAAUUAUAAAAAACCUUAGUUUGGUGCUUUAGGAUAAAAUUAUAAAAUGAAACUUACAGGUAACAUUUAAAAAGAAUAAGCAAAUGAAUUAGAUUAACUACUUCAUAAGGCUUUGAAUUUUAAAUAAAAAUAGAAACAGGAUUAAAUAUUAAUUUAUAGUGUAAAAAAUAAAGAAAUCAUUUAUUAAAUCAAAGCUAAAGAUAAAUGGCAUUUACUAAUAAAUUAUUAUUAAUUUUCUAAAUUAACUUAAAAUAAACAAAAAAUACUUGAUAUAAUAUAAGAAAAAAUUUAAACAAAAGCCUAAGAAUAGCAUAUUAUUUUUGAAAAGAAAACAAUAGGUUGCGCAUAAGGUUUUUUUUUAAUUUUACAAUCCUCUUAAGAACUUGAAGAAUAAAAGGAAAAAGUUGAUAAAUUAAUUAUUUAAUCAAUUAUCGAAUUAGAUAAAUUAGAUAGUACUAAUAAAUCAAGCAAGAAGUCAAAAUAUACAUAAUUUUGGAAGAAAGAAUCAGGAAAAAUCACUUUCUUUAUUGAUGAUUAAAAUAGAAGUUCUAAUUUUGAGAAUUUAGAAUAAAUUCAAUGUAAAUGA